AUGGCGCGCGUGCGCUACGACGCGGUGCCCGGUGACGACGCCCCCGAGGCGCGAUCGUGGACGUUCGCGUCGGUGACGAACGCGCGGGCGGUCGUGGACGCGGCGCGGGCGGGGACGCUGGACGCGUGCGUCUUGGACGGGCGUUCGGUCGUGGGCGCGCGCGCGCUGGACAUGGCGUGUUACCGCGCGCGCGUGGCGAUCGAUCGAGGCGAGGGCGUCGCUCGAGGGGCGCACGCAGAGAUCAUCCUCGGAUUGUCGCACUCGAGGAACGUGGGGGAGGCGUUUCGGCGUUUCGGCGGCGGCGAGACGAGCGAGACGUUGGUGAUCGUCGCGUUCGAGGACGCGAGCGGUGGGGAUCGUGGGAUCGAGGCGCGCGUGAUGGAGUUGGUGGAGGGACGGUUGACGUCGUUCGAUGAUAGGGGGGCGAUCGAUGAGGCGUCGAUUAAGACGUGGUUUAAAAUCGGCGACGCGGAGCUCGCGCUCGGGGGGUCGCUCGAGGACGCGGUGUUGAGUCGGAUGGCGAUUCGCGACGUCGCGUGA
Messenger RNA from Ostreococcus tauri, 540 nucleotides. RefSeq names its product CGI121/TPRKB. Gene Ontology annotation, biological process: telomere maintenance via recombination; tRNA threonylcarbamoyladenosine modification. The record is from RefSeq and is a predicted model, not a curated record. NCBI's taxonomy places the organism in Eukaryota, Viridiplantae, Chlorophyta, Mamiellophyceae, Mamiellales, Bathycoccaceae. Bases 1 to 540 code for a protein of 179 amino acids. Gene Ontology annotation, cellular component: EKC/KEOPS complex; nucleus; cytosol. The transcript has a single exon.